Exophiala oligosperma is the source of this 1378-nucleotide messenger RNA. RefSeq lists its product as uncharacterized. The coding region runs from base 95 to 1126 and encodes 343 amino acids. Lineage: Eukaryota; Fungi; Ascomycota; Eurotiomycetes; Chaetothyriales; Herpotrichiellaceae. The record is from RefSeq and is a predicted model, not a curated record. The transcript has a single exon.
CACCACUACCACCACCACCACCCCCCUUUCUCUUCUAUGGUAACAUUCAUUGCUUCCAUUCGAUAGAUAGUCUGUCGCAUCGCCUAUCCGUAUCAUGUCCUCGACUCCCUCGUCCACCUCGUCCUCCGACGAACCACCCGCACGGGGUUCUCACCACAGUCAAUACCGACUGCGUGUGACCGCAGGACCGUCACACGACCCAUCGACCCACCAACUUGUCCCCGUCAACGCCUCUGAGACGCUCACCUUCGAGAACGACCACAUCAUUCUUUCUCUCGCCGUCAGGAUACGACAUUUCACGGGCUACCCGAACGACUCCCCGACGACGUCACCUUACUUUGACCACUCCCUGCACUCCAGCGACCAGUACUCGAUAUCCUUUUCGUUCAUACCCAAAGUGGACAUCCCAGGAGGAGAUCUGAUAUUCGGAAACGAUUUCGAUCGACCCAUACGAGACAGACUCCCUCCCGGGUUCAACCAAGCAUUCAAAUUCGUCAAGUGGUGGAUCGACCCCGGUCUCGAGGGGGACGUGUACGCCGACAAGCCGUCCCUCUUCGGUCCGGCCUUGAGCAGUUGGAACGUCCUACACAUUGGAGACAAGGUCGUCGAGCAAGAUCAAUUACAAGCUCCAAACGCAUGGAAGAUACCCAACGCGACGUCCUUCCACGAGACCGUCGUCGAAGAAGGAGCCGAAGGUUCAGGCGAGGAGGUCCGCAAGGAUACCGGAAUCCCAGCCGACUCGGCGGCCCGCAAGAAAUACUUUUUGACACCGGCGAAUCGAGACAAGUUUGUUUUUGAAGCCGGACGCCUUUUCCAGUCGGAUUUCGGAAACCCCUACCUCGACUUCAACGACUUUUCACUCAAACUUCCCGGGUUCAGUCUAAACGUGAUCAAAUACGUAGACGCAAAGACUCACGAAUUACGAUACACUCUCAAGAAUAAAUCGACGGACGAAAUUUAUGCCUCUGUCAUGUUCACCCUGCUUUUCGGUGAGGAAUUAGAACAAGUCAAGAAGGAACAAGGCGAGGCGAAUGUCGAUACUGAUGAUGGCGAUGAUGACGACGAUUUUAGAGAUGCAAACGAAAACACAUCGAAUCAUGAUGAUGACGACGACGAUGUCGAUUGAGUUUGGUCGGGGGUCUUGGGGAUGUAUCGUUUCUGGACAACAACAAAGCAUGAACGAUCGGCGUGGGUUGUGUAUACCUACCUAGGUAGCGUAGCAGAGGACAUUUUUUGGGCGCACACAUUCAGCGUUUGAGCAAUGGCGUGUGUGAUAUCAAUACUGGGCAAGUGUAGAAAUACAGGCAAGGAAUAUACUGGCAUAGAAUCGAGAUUCUUUUUUAAUUUCUAGAUGUUUACCUACCCAGGUAGUAACCCC